Messenger RNA from Emiliania huxleyi CCMP1516, 906 nucleotides. RefSeq lists its product as hypothetical. The record is from RefSeq and is a predicted model, not a curated record. The transcript has 2 exons. Bases 1 to 906 code for a protein of 301 amino acids. Lineage: Eukaryota; Haptophyta; Isochrysidales; Noelaerhabdaceae.
AUGCCGAUGCAGCCGGUCCCGCCGGCCCAGCAACUGCAUAUGCAUGGCGGGUGUGGAGCCCCACAGCCCUUCUUCAGCCAGCCCUUCUGCGCCAGCGCCGGCCAGCUGUGCUCGCAGCCCGCUAUGUAUUCGCCGCAGCAACAGUACGGCAUGCCGCAGCAGUGCAUAAUGGACCCGGCAUUGCCCCCCUUCAUGCAGGGCAUGGCUCAGCCAGGAGGCUCCAUCCACCCUGCCCAGUGGGAGCAGCAGGCCUACUGCUACCCGCAACCCGCCGGUGCAUACGGCGCCAUCCCGCCCCUCUGCGGAGGCGCAGGCACCGUCUCCGGCGCCACCUCUGCCAGCCGCAAGUCAUUCAAGGCGCUUUCGGCGGCCGAGGUUAACGAGCUCAAGACGAAGCUCGUCAAGACCGACAUCGUCCCCUUCAUCAACCGCUUGUGGAGGAAGGCGUAUCGCAGAGGCGAAAUCUUCCGCCGGCUCCACGGCUUCUGGGCCAGCGGGUCUCGCAGCCAGCUCGUCGCCGACAUCGCAGCAGGCGACAGCGCUCUGCUCGAGGCCGACACGUGGCUCGCUGACGCCAUUGGCAGCUGCCUCGACCGCUCCGCCGCCGCCGUCGAGCUCUUCUUCCGCCGUCCCGAGAGCAACGACCUGUAUGCCGAGGCACAAGGCGUCACCACGCUCCUCCGCAUCGCCGCCCUCGCACGCCACGAGCCAGGCGCCGCCAUGACGCAGGCCGAGCAAGCCUUCGACGACAGCAAGCCCCUCUUCAUGGGCAUGGGCAACGACGAGGCGCUGCUCGCCGUCACGCAGAUCGCCAGCGAGUUCGGCAUGCUCAGCGACCGCUGCCGCAAUACGCUCGACGUCUACCGCGCCAUCGCCGACAAGCUCCCCGCCGAGCGACUUUUGUGA